AUGAAGCAAAGAAUUGUGAUCAAGGUGCAGAUGACCUGUGACAAGUGCCGAAAAAAUGCUCUGGCUCUAGCUGGCUCGACAUAUGGAGUGCAAUCCGUGGGGAUCGAGGGGGAGGAGCAGGACCAGCUCGUGGUGGUCGGCGACGGUGUGGACGCCACCAGCCUGACGAGCUGCCUGCGGAAGAAGGUGAAGGUGGGCAGGGCGGACAUCGUGAAGGUGGAGGCGGUCGUCGACGAGGCGGCGAAGACGAAGCCAGCGGCCGAGACGGCCGCCAGCAGUACCGAUCCUAAUCCCGUGGCCGGGUGGCCGCCGCAGUGGUACCACUACCAUUCCGGCUACUACUGCCCAGAAGGGCCGGGCGUCGUCCACCCGUACAACGGCCACUGCUACCCCGUCGAAGACCCUUGCGCCGACGAGGAUCCGUGGUGCGCCAUCAUGUAG
Messenger RNA from Miscanthus lutarioriparius, 441 nucleotides. Lineage: Eukaryota; Viridiplantae; Streptophyta; Magnoliopsida; Poales; Poaceae. The record is from the annotation of a GenBank genome assembly.